Molecule: messenger RNA, 474 nt
Organism: Ruditapes philippinarum (Manila clam)
Lineage: Eukaryota; Metazoa; Mollusca; Bivalvia; Venerida; Veneridae
Product: deoxyhypusine hydroxylase-like
Biological process (GO): peptidyl-hypusine biosynthetic process
Molecular function (GO): deoxyhypusine monooxygenase activity
Source: RefSeq, a predicted model, not a curated record
UUUAUCCGGAAAUAAUACGUAUUUUAGACAGGUUUUAAGGUACGCUUGAAGCAUGUUGUAAACAAAAUUAUUGUUGAAGCACAAAUUCAUUACAUUUUCACGGUUUUGAUAUAUUUAUUCAGUAAAAUGUCGGUGUCAGACAAAGAAGUUAUAGGAAAAGUUUUGAAUGAUAGUUCACAGCCACUAAAAGAACGUUUUAGAGCUCUAUUUACCCUCAAAAAUCUCGGCGGACACGAUGCAAUAGAUUUGAUUGCGCAAUCAUUUUGCGAUGAAUCUGCAUUGCUGAAACACGAACUAGCGUACUGUUUAGGACAGAUGCAAGAUUCUUAUGCUAUUCCAACGUUGGUUAAAGUUCUCGAAGAUAAAUCACAGGAACCAAUGGUUCGUCAUGAAGCAGGAGAAGCUCUUGGGGCUAUAGGAAAUAAAGAAGUUUUACCAAUAUUGGAGAAAUAUUCAAAAGACCCUGUAAUAGAG